AAAACAGACAAGUUUGCAAUACCGAUGGCUCAUUCUGUCUCCGUAUCAGUCGAAGUGCGGUCGUGCAUGAAGAUAUCAGUGUAAGCAUGUGCACCUCCAAGUUCGUAUUCAUCCUUUCUAUUGUCUGUGUACUGGCUAAACCAGAGUUCAAGAUACUAGAUUCAAUCGACCAGGAAGGGCCAUGUAUAUCGCAGGGUGGAAUGUGCACGAUCGCAGGCGACUGUCCAGCCGGUCAUCUGGUAGAAGAACGAGGAUUAUGUCCUAAACAACAGAAACGAGGAGUUGAAUGCUGUUAUGGAUUAUCAGUGAAAGAGACAAGGUGCAAAAAGCGAGGUGGCGAAUGCUUCCCUGGAAAGGAUCCAUGUAACGAAAUCGUCAGAUACAGGGACGCUACCGACUGCCCAAAGGACACAACUUGCUGUAUACUAGUCAGAAGAAAAUAAUUAAAAUUAAUUUUCUAAAAGUCGUUGUUUGUAUUAUCUUUAUU
This is a messenger RNA of Spodoptera littoralis (African cotton leafworm), 487 nucleotides long. The record is from the annotation of a GenBank genome assembly. Lineage: Eukaryota; Metazoa; Arthropoda; Insecta; Lepidoptera; Noctuidae.